AGAACUGUCAAAUAUUAACUAAGUUAAAGACUUUGUCUGGCAAGUUUCUUCAUAUCCCAGUGUGAACAAACUGACAGACUGGGGAAAAUGGAAUCAAGUCCUGCUUUUUUGUGUCUUUGGCUGUGCUUCAUUGUUUAUGCUUCUACAUCAAAUGGUUGCUCUGAGAUCCCAGUGGUCGAGAAUGCAGAGGUUUCUGAAAGCUCAAAAAAAAACCAAUACUCUGAGGGUGAUACACUUGAAUACAAUUGCGAACGUGGCUACAUCUCUCAGAGAAAAAUAACCUAUAGGUGUACCAAUAAUGAAUGGAAAAUAUUUCGUGAUGUUAAAUGUUCACUCAAACCCUGUGAGUCACCUGAAGAUAUUCUAAAUGGUCGUUACAUUAUCGAAAAGGGAAGAAACUUUGUUUUUGGAACAACCAUCAAGUAUAUCUGCAACGAUGGCUACCAGAUUAAAAGUCAAUUUGACACCAGAACAUGUCAAGAAGGUGGAUGGGACAAUCAGUUACCUGAAUGCAAAGAUGUAUCAUCAUGUGAACGAAUAGUCCCUGAGAGAAACAUCAGAGUGGCGGGACUCCCUGAACACUCUGAUGACUUGAUUCGAAGUGGACGCAUGUUGACAUUUUCAUGUGAUGGUCCUGGACUGAUUUUACAAGGACAGAAAGUAAUCACCUGCCAGUCAAAUGGAGAAUGGAGCAGCCCAUUACCGAAAUGUGUUGCUACAGAAAUUGCCUGUGAGGGGGAACAACUCAUCAAUGUUGAAAUUUUAUAUGGACAUCCAAGUUUCGUUUCACCUUACACACCUGGACAUGUUUUACUUUUUCGAUGCACUGAUGAGAAUCAGAAGAUGCAUGGACAUCGAGCAAUUGCAUGCCAGUCAGAUGGAAAAUGGGAUCAGCCAUAUCCGACAUGUAGAGGCCGAGGGAAAUGUGGCCCACCACCAACAGUGGACAAUGGAGAUACAACAGAUAUUACAAAAAAGGAAUACAAUACAGGAGAGAGAGUUGAAUACAUCUGCUUUAGUAAAUACACACUGGAUACACGUCCCACUUUCUCCAAAUACUUGACCUGUCAGCAAGGAGAAUGGAGCGGGAAUGUUAAGUGUUUAAAGCCCUGUACAGUGACAGUGGAUAUAAUGAAUGAAAGAGGUAUAGAGUUGGCCUACACUGGUGACCAAAAGAUGUUUGCACCACAUGAUGAUCACAUCACCUUUAAGUGUCUGUGGGGCAAAAGAUCAGUAGGUGUUGACUUCAGACAAAAGUGUAAUGAUGGAGAGAUGACUUUGCCUGAGUGUGUGUGACAGUGGAAAUAAAACAUAGAUGAAGCAUCCACUGUACUACCCAAUGAGCAGAUCAAAAUAAAUAUUUUUCCCCCAAA
Molecule: messenger RNA, 1373 nt
Organism: Carassius carassius (crucian carp)
Lineage: Eukaryota; Metazoa; Chordata; Actinopteri; Cypriniformes; Cyprinidae
Product: complement factor H-like
Exons: 8
Coding region: 88-1296 (402 amino acids)
Source: RefSeq, a predicted model, not a curated record